Colletotrichum orchidophilum is the source of this 1215-nucleotide messenger RNA. RefSeq lists its product as uncharacterized. The record is from RefSeq and is a predicted model, not a curated record. Bases 1 to 1215 code for a protein of 404 amino acids. Gene Ontology annotation, biological process: protein phosphorylation. NCBI's taxonomy places the organism in Eukaryota, Fungi, Ascomycota, Sordariomycetes, Glomerellales, Glomerellaceae. Gene Ontology annotation, molecular function: protein kinase activity. The transcript has a single exon.
AUGAGAGCCAAGUAUCUACCGACUCAGUUCGACUCUCUCUCGGAUUACGAAGAGGCAGUUCUCUCCAGCACUGGCUGGGAAGUUGCUUCCGACACGGCAAACGAUGAACGCAGGAUCCUCAUUGACAACAAACACCAGUGGAAGAAGCUUGGAAAAGGACGGGAGGGUGAGACAUUCACGUUCAAUAAUACAGUCAUCAAGGUCUACAACGAGGAGACGAGCCCGUUUCGUAAUUGUAUCCAAGGAAAAGAUGGAUCCGUGAGAAGAUGGCCCACAGAGAUCCCUGCCAGUCUUAUCAUGGGCGGACAAGACGACGGCCAGACACUGCUCAACGACGACCGAGACAAGGAGCUCUUCGUCCCCGUCAAAGACUACUUCUUGGCCGCCACGGAACCAUUGGAACCCCCGAGAUGGCAUCUCGUCUCCCCGUCCCUCAAGUCAGGCACUUUGAAGCACCUGGCCAGGAAGCUGCACGCCUCCGACAGCGCGCCCUCGUAUCGCGAGCUCGACCAGAUGUUCAGACCAUCCUUCGAGUCUCUCCUCGCGGCGCUCGACAACUUACACAUGGCUCACGACCUCUGCCACGACGACGUCAAGCUAGACAACAUCUUUGUCGCGUCCGACCACGACCCCAGAAUGUGGAAACUCGGCGACCUCGGCAACGCCCGCGAGCCCGAUCACCCGUAUCACUAUACGCCUCUGUGGACCGCGGACACGUCUCAGCUGCGCGACUGCCGCGCCAACGAUGCGCUGCGCCUGACAAAGGUGUAUUUCCAAUUCCUCCGCGUCUCGAGCGGGGAUUCCGACGACUUUGACGAGGCUUUGCUCGGGGGCGUCGACACCCUGAGCAGAUUCUAUUGGGUGGUCGCCCGGGCGCCGACGCCGGCCUCAGCGGCGCAGAUCUGGCAGCUCUCGGCUGUGUACCCGCCCCAACUGGUCGGUGAGAAGACGCCGUGGAUGACGAUGCAACCCGCGCAGGCCGAAUUGUCUCGCGGUUGGGCGCCGACAGCCGCUGAGGUCAUGUUUGGUUGGAAGGGAUCGUUGAGAAGUGCAGUAAAAAAGGAGCUGAGAGUCGGUGCCAAGGAGAAUAUGGGCAGGCUUUUUGGGUUGACUAGGGUUUUGGGAGUUCCUGUCGGCGAAUGCCAGGCUGUCCAAGGUGUCAAUGUUCAGUCUCGGAAAUUGACUGAGGAAUUGGAGACGGAUUGGAGUGAUUGA